GCGGGGCGAAGUAAAGAGGAGAAGGGAGGAAGGUUUCCCCAGAGGAGCCCCUGACACUGGAGCGGGUUGAGGCGUCUCGCGCACAGUUCACACGGAAAGCGGGCAACUUCAAAGCCGAACAUGGACGCCUAAAGCCGGCAGGGAUAGUUGAGGAAGCGCUUGCGAAGCAGUACGUUCGCCAUGGAGAUGUCCGGGAAAGACAAUGAAGUGGGGGCUAACGCGGAAACCAGAACAUCAGAAAAAGCACAGAGCUGGAUUCCGAAAAUCAUCAAGAAGCGCGUGUGCAGCACCUUCAUCGAGGACGACAGUAACGGGGCGCUGUGUCAGUGCGGCGGCCCCCGGGGGACGCACUGCUCCAACGCCACCGGGGACUACUUCGGCGCGGCCAUCGUCAGCCAAUGGGACAGCGGGCAGCACUCCUCGGAGUACCCCACCGACGCCUUCGGAGAGGUGGAGUUCACGGGGGCCAGGCAACGCCACAGUCACUUCCUGCGGCUGUCCCGGGACACGCCGCCCCAGAUCGUCUUCACCCUGAUGACGGCCCACUGGGGGGUGCCCUCCCCCAACCUGGUGGUCUCGGUGGUCGGGGGCGGGGGCGAGGGCCAGGAGAAGGUGAAGCCGUGGGUGCGGGAGGUGAUGAGGAACGGGCUGGUGAGGGCGGCUCAGAGCACAGGGGCGUGGAUCCUGACGGGCGGGCUGAGGGAGGGGGUGGGCCGCUGCGUGGGGGAGGCGGUCCGGGACCACGCGGCCGCGGCCCCCUCCCUGUCCCAGAAGAAGGUGGUGGCGGUGGGCGUGGCCCCCUGGGGUCUGGUGCACAACCGGCAGCAGCUCGUCAACGCACAGGGGAGUUUUCCGGCUCGCUACUAUGUCCAGAACACGUCCCAGGACACCUGCGGCCUGGACAGCAACUACCAGGCCUUCCUGCUGGUGGACGAUGGGACCGUCGGCCAGCGCGGCGGGGAAACCAGCUUCCUCUCCAAUCUGGAGGACUACAUCUCCCACCAGCGUACUGGUAUCUGGGGCAGUGGCAGCAUAGAGAUCCCAGUCUUGUGCAUGCUCAUCUCAGGGGAAGCCAAGAUGCUGCAGAGGGUGGACCAGUCCCUGAGGAAGGCCAUCCCCUGGCUGGUCCUGGGGGGCUCGGGGCCGGCCGCGGACCUGAUCACUGAGAUCCUGGAGGAGGUGUCGCCGGGCUCCAGCCCCAGCAGCCCCCUGCCGGAGGGGGGGGAGGGCGGCGAGGGCCCCAGCACGGAGCUCCGUGACCGGGUCCGAGAGAAGGUCAGGAGGCACUUCCCAGCAGAAGCCAACCUGGAGAAACUUGUGGACUGGGUGCUGAGUAUUCACCAGAACAGAGAUCUAAUCACCGUCUUCCAUCAAGAGCAGGAAGGAUCUGAUGACUUUGACACGGUCCUCCUCAAAGCCCUGGUUCAAGCUAGUAAACGUGUGGCCAGCCAUGCCAGUGAAUACACGGAGGAGUUGAAGCUGGCCGUGGCCUGGAACCGAGUGGACAUCGCCAAGAGCGAGCUGUUCAACGGGGACAUCCAUUGGAAGUACGAGGACCUCGAGGACUCCAUGACGGACGCUCUGGUCAACGACAAGCCCCAGUUUGUGCGUCUGUUCUGCGAGAACGGCCUGAGCAUCCUGCACUACCUGACCUACAGCCGGCUGGAGAGCCUGUACCGCUCGCUGGCCGACAGCUCGCUGGCCUACACCCUGCUGCAGCGGCGGCUGGCCGAGCGGCAGGACGCGGCCACCUCCCUGACCCAGCUGGACGGCGCCGGCCCGGGGUCGCCCGUCAGCGCCGUCACCCGCCUGAUGGGCUCGGCCUCGGCCAAGGAGCUGUGUCUCUACGAGGUGUCCCGCCUCCUCUACGACCUGCUGGGGGACGUGUGCCAGCCCUUCUACUCGGCGCAGCUGGGCCUGGACCCCGGGGCCACCACGCGCAGGGCCAUACGGCACGUGAACAAGCUGCUCCUGGGAGACUGUCUGUACCGGGACCAACGCUGCCUCUCUCCCUGGGCCUCGCUCUUCCUCUGGGCCGUGCUCCAGAACCGCAGCGAGAUGGCCGUCUACUUCUGGGAGAUGGCCAGUGAGUCAGUGUUGAGUGCUCUGAGUGGUUGUAAGAUACUGCGGGAGCUGUCCAAGCUGGAGGAUGAGACAGAGUCUAAGGUCUCCAUGAAGGAACUGGCCCAGAAGUUUGAGAACCUGGCCCAAGACGUGUUCAGCUCGUGCUACCAGAGCAACGAGAGGCGCUGCUUCACGCUGCUCAUCCGCCAGUCUCCGGUGUGGGGUGCCACCUGCCUCCAGAUGGCCACCGCGGCCGACGCCCGCCUCUUCUUCAGCCACGACGGCGUGCAGACCCUGCUGUCCCAGAUCUGGUGGGGCGACAUGGAGAGGAACACCAAGGUGUGGAAACUGGUCUUUGCUUUCUUCGUGCCGCCACUCAUCUUCACCAAGCUAAUCGGAUUCAGGGAGCCAGACGAGGACGUGAACUUUGAGGAGGUUCAUCAUGACAGAGACAUGGACAGUAUGUACGGCGACGAUGCCACAGUGUUCUCCCUGGCUGACGUCGUUCGCAACGAGGAAGACGCUGAUGAGUACAUGGCUCUGAAAGCCAAUCAGAAAGGAACGUCCAGCUGGAUGUCAUACUCACGAAGCACUUAGCAUGUCUACUACUUUUACCGGAAAACGUAAUCUGACAAUGUUAUGGCUUUUGUGUGUGAAAGGACAUGGUGAUUUAAAUUACAUAACUAUUUGAACCAUGAAAUAAUUCAGCCCUAGCAGCGACAUAAAUUCUUGGAGUCAGAUGUUAGCCAGUGUAAGCCUGAGUCCGCCUCUGUACGCCUGUAUUAGCUUACUGUGGUGAGUAUCGGACUUACAUGUGUUAGCCUA
Molecule: messenger RNA, 2889 nt
Organism: Gadus macrocephalus (Pacific cod)
Lineage: Eukaryota; Metazoa; Chordata; Actinopteri; Gadiformes; Gadidae
Gene: trpm4a
Product: transient receptor potential cation channel, subfamily M, member 4a
Biological process (GO): calcium ion transmembrane transport
Molecular function (GO): calcium-activated cation channel activity; ligand-gated calcium channel activity
Source: RefSeq, a predicted model, not a curated record